AUAUUUUUUUCAAAUAAAAAGAUUUGUCAUCAUAAUUUUUUUCAUUAUUCAUACAUGGAAUGUCUUCUUUAACAUGUGCAAUGAACGUGGCUAAUUUUUGACAAAUACGAAAUCAAUAUGGACCGAAAAUCUAUGGCGCCACCAGUCGCUAGACCAAAUAUUCGUAAUCCUCUUUUUGGUCAUAUUUGGAAUACCAGAAAAUCGGCCAACAAAUCUGCGACAAGAAGUGCCAAACCAAAUUCUUUUGCUCAAAAUAGUGAUCAAAAUUUAAAUGAUAAGCAAUUGAAAAAAAUUAUUUCAUACAAUACUAAUACUAAAAAGAAACCUGAACGAUAUUCAUCAUUAUUGGAUUUAGAUUCAUUGUCCAAACAAAGAGAAAACAUAGAAGAUCGGCCAACAUCAAUAUAUCACCAUAACGAUCGCGAAUUUCUCCAUUCACUUCGAAAUUUCAAUAAACAUCAUCAUCAUCAUGCCAUUACAUUCCGUACAACAUCAUUAGCACGUUAUAUGAAAAUGAGUCGUGAAAUAGUUGAUGAUUUUGUUCGGUUAAAAGCCGAUGAAUUCGAACAACAAGAUGCAAAAACAGGGAAUCCAAUUGUAGCCAAAAUCGAUCAUAUGACACCGACAUUGAAUAAUGAAAUUAGCAUGGGUAAACAUUUUCGAAAGAAUCCUGCCACAAAAAAACGAAUGAUACGACCGAAAUCGGCCAUAGCAACUCGACGUAAACAAAUUUCCAAUGGAAUUAUUCAUUCAAAAAGUAGUACAAAAUUGAAUAAUAAACCUGAACAAUAUUAUAGCGAUGAAGAAACCGGGUGUCAUCAAGGUGACGACGAUCAAAAUUUAGAUGAUACUGAUGAUCAAGGAAUGAAACCAUUGUUUCAUCGAUCUAUGGAUCGAAUAUCAUCAAUAGCCAAUUGGGAACGACAAAUUCGUUAUGAAUUUGAAAUUGAAAAAGAAUUACAGAAAAGAGAGCUAGAAAGACAACGUGAAAAGCUUCAAAGUGAUCAAAGAAAAUUAGAAGAUUGGGAUAAACAAUUACGUAUCGAAUUGGAUGCACGUGAACGAAAAUUACGUUUAGGUGAAGAAGAGCUUAAAUCACGUGUUGAAGAUUUCAACCAGAAAACUAAUGAAUUAAUGCGACGUGAACAGAUGAUCAAUGAAAUUGUUGGUGAACGAAUCAAAGCAGAGAUGAAAUUCGAAAUUGAAAAAUUGAGAAAAAAAUUCAACGAGCUAGAGAUUGAUAAAAGUAAUCUGAUCAAAAAAGAAGAACGAGUUAAAGAAGUUGAAGCUCGAUUACAUGAACAAGUGAAGAUUGUCAAAGAAAAAAUUGAUAGCAAACGUAUGAGCGAUAUGGAAUUGGCAAAAUAUCGUAAAGAAUUGGAAAUAACAAAGAAGGAAAAUGAAGUGCUAAAGGAAAAAGUCGAUAGUAUGGAAGAUUAUCAGAUAACUAAAUUUGAAAAUCGAGCAUUCAAAAAUGAACUUCAAAUUCUUAAAGAAAGUUUAGAAAGUAAAAAUCAAGAACUAGAACGCGAUCGAGAGCGAUGGGAACGAGAACAGCGUUCGAAUGAUCAGAAAAUUAUUUGUUUAAAAAGAGAUUUACGAAAAGCAGAACAAGAAUCGGUGUUGCUCAAGCAAAAAUUUCAGGCUGAUCAAGAAGAAUUCUCUUCUAAAUAUGAAGCAGCAAACGGUCAAGUAAAACGUUUGCAAGCGUUCAUUAAGGAUCAUCUCGCUAAAUUGAACAACGAUUUUUCUAGUACAACGCAAACUUUUAAUCAAUUUCGACCAUCAGUAUCGUUUUCAAAUGGCAAUAAUCAUCAACAUCAAAUAAGCCACCAUCGAGGACAUUCGUUAUAUCAUGUUCCUACAUCAUCUGCGACAUUGAAUCAUCAUCGUUCAUCAUAUCAUCAUCAACGUUCAAUUUCAAUGGAUGGAUUCCAUAAACCUCAGAAUCGCUAUUCACAUGUUAGAGGAUGUAGAUUAUGCAAUGAUAAUGAGAAUGAUCUUGAAUAUGAUAAUAACCAUAGCAAAUACGGAAUUCUUCAUAGGAGUGGUGAUGUACAUAUUCUUCAUGAUGACUAUGAAGAAGCAGAAGAGGUAGAAGAUCGUUUAUCGUCAUGUAGUACAGCAGAAAAUAAUGAAAAACAGCACGAACAAUCGACAUUUUACAAAUCAUUCGAAACGGAAAAAGAUGACUAUGAGAGCCAGAAUAAUUCACCGAAAAAAUUAGGACAAUCAUCUUCGGAUGAAUUUGUGCGUAAAAUUAUAGAUAAAAUCUAUGAAAAAAUGUCCAAUAAUAAAUUACCCGACGUUUCAUCGAUCAUAGAUGACAAUAAUGAUGUAAGCGGUGAUAAUUUGAAUGAUCACCAUCAUAAUCAGUUUGAAAAUCGUUUCAACCCACCAGAAAAUGCUUCAUUAGAUCGAUCUGACCAAAACCACCAUCAAAACUCACCAUUAGUACAUCGAACCCUAUAUGAAGAAUUGCUCAUUGCAUCCGAAUUAGAAACUUCUUCAAAAAAAUUAAACAAGAUUGAUUCGAUUGCUACUGGUAUUUCGCGAUCUCCAGAAAAAACAUCAAAUAUUGUUAAAGGGUCAGAUUCAAUAUUUUCAUCAUCACUGAAAUUUCAAAAUGUCACACAGCCUUCUCAAAUUGCUAUAGCAAGUGUUUCAUCUAAACUUGAAAAUGAUACCAAUAAUAAUAGGAUAAAUGGCGGUGUUGAACCCAAAACCAGUUCGAAUUCAAAUUCAAACGGAAUGAUCAUGAUGGCCAAGAACAAUUCGAACGUUGUUGAUCAUUCGAAUCAUAGUUCAAAAUCAAGUGAAUCUUUUGAGGUCGACUGGUAA
Messenger RNA from Dermatophagoides farinae (American house dust mite), 2841 nucleotides. RefSeq lists its product as uncharacterized. The record is from RefSeq and is a predicted model, not a curated record. NCBI's taxonomy places the organism in Eukaryota, Metazoa, Arthropoda, Arachnida, Sarcoptiformes, Pyroglyphidae.